Messenger RNA from Rhizoctonia solani, 876 nucleotides. RefSeq names its product Cyclin, N-terminal domain. Gene Ontology annotation, biological process: regulation of cyclin-dependent protein serine/threonine kinase activity. Gene Ontology annotation, cellular component: cyclin-dependent protein kinase holoenzyme complex; nucleus. Gene Ontology annotation, molecular function: cyclin-dependent protein serine/threonine kinase regulator activity; protein kinase binding. The record is from RefSeq and is a predicted model, not a curated record. The coding region runs from base 1 to 876 and encodes 291 amino acids. NCBI's taxonomy places the organism in Eukaryota, Fungi, Basidiomycota, Agaricomycetes, Cantharellales, Ceratobasidiaceae. The transcript has 3 exons.
AUGGCUGAGAUCAAUGGUAAGGUCGUGAGCCAACUUCAGAGGAUUCGAGGCCCACGAUUUGGUCCCCGUGGACCGUCUGUCGUGGAACAUAGGGUGCAGAUUAAUCCUCAAGAAAUACGGCCCAGUGGGCAACACGGUCAGGUGUCGAUACCACUAAUUCCGUCUAUUUCACAUGGGUUUCAGUAUACAUAUAGUCUGCCGCCCCUAGACUACGAUCACAGGCUCAUUGCUGCAAUGGGAGCUCGAUUCGUUUCGGAAGUAUUUGGGGUAGACACCUGCCCUAGAAUAGUCUAUAAUUAUAAUCCUACCAUUGAAGAGUUUAUGAGCGACGCAAUUUCCGCUGCACGCACAGAGCAUUCGGUUGCUAUAUAUGCAUUCGCUCUACUCAGCCGUCUUAACACGUAUGUGGAUGAGCAUGCGUAUGGCACAUUUGGGUUAUUCAUCACUGCCUAUAUGAUCGCAUCCAAGAUGCUCCGGGAUAACUCUUACACCAACACGAACUGGUGCUCCUUUGGGAAAUGGGUGUUUACCUUGCAAGAGUUAAACCGGAUGGAACGCGCUAUGUGCGCCAACUUGAAGUGGAAUCUCAGCAUUGAUGCUGCGGAGUUCGUAGGCUUUCAAGCAAUGCUAUACAAGAAUUAUCGGGUUCAGUCUCAAGGACACAAUGGUCACCCACCUUCCUUCUAUCCAAUAAGUUCAUGUGGAUACAGUGAGAGGGCCUUGGUAUCGGUCAAUUUCGACGCGACCAACUACGAGAGUACAGGGGAAGAUCGUGACACCGAGGAUGAAUUAAAGAAGAAGGCCGACGUUUUAAAAAUGCCCCAGAUAUUGUGUUUGUUCUCUUCUAACUUAUUUGGUCAACUCAAGGCUCAGUGA